CCUUAUAAAAGCAGAAACCCACCACAGAUCCAGCCUAAGUCUUGAGAAGAAGCAGUAAAUCAGUUUCUUCCACUUGAGAAAUACUUAAGCUUUACAAUGGCAUUCUCUGGUAUUCUGAGUGAAGCUGACAUUGCUGCUGCCCUGCAGAACUGCCAAGCUGCUGACUCUUUCAACUACAAAACUUUCUUUGCAAAGUCUGGACUGAGCAGUAAAUCAAAUGAUGAUGUAAAGAAAGUCUUCGAGAUCUUGGAUCAGGAUAAGAGCGGCUUCAUUGAGGAAGAUGAACUGAAACUCUUCCUCCAGAACUUCAGUGCAAAAGCCAGAGCGCUCACUGACUCUGAGACCAAGAUCUUUUUGUCAGCAGGUGACACCGAUGGUGACGGCAAAAUUGGUGUUGACGAAUUCCAGUUAUUGGUGAAGCAUUAAGGACGUUCACAGACAGUUUAGGUUUCUUUCCCACACAAUGAAGUUCUCAUGUUUUGGCCUUUCCAUUGGUUAAACUGAAUUAUAACCAUCUCUAUAGAUUCGUUCAUUUUCCAACAACUGGCUUCCCCAUUUUAUACAACGUGGAACUGCGUAACAAUUACAAAAAUGUUGAAUUGUUCCUUGUAAGCCAAAAACUUGGUGACAAAAUCUCAGAACCAACAGUUUAACUAAGACUUGCUUUAAUCCCUUGGUUUACAUGUAUUUAUAUUUUUUACAUUGAUAUUGCAUUGAGAUCAAUUUGUACGACUGCAAUUUUUGUAAAAUGAACAAAAUGUAACAUUUUGUUUUAUGUUCUAAAUGGUUAAAGCAGAACAAGAUAAAGAAAAAAACGUUAUCAAUAAACAACAUUUUGGAAUCCGA
Molecule: messenger RNA, 846 nt
Organism: Bombina bombina (fire-bellied toad)
Lineage: Eukaryota; Metazoa; Chordata; Amphibia; Anura; Bombinatoridae
Product: parvalbumin beta
Exons: 5
Coding region: 97-426 (109 amino acids)
Cellular component (GO): cytoplasm; nucleus
Molecular function (GO): calcium ion binding
Source: RefSeq, a predicted model, not a curated record